Molecule: messenger RNA, 576 nt
Organism: Nannizzia gypsea CBS 118893
Lineage: Eukaryota; Fungi; Ascomycota; Eurotiomycetes; Onygenales; Arthrodermataceae
Product: ribosome biogenesis protein RLP24
Exons: 2
Coding region: 1-576 (191 amino acids)
Biological process (GO): ribosomal large subunit biogenesis
Cellular component (GO): nucleolus
Source: RefSeq, a predicted model, not a curated record
AUGCGUGUCGAGACUUGCCAUUUCUGUUCGCAGCCGGUCUAUCCUUCCAAGGGGAUUACAUUCGUGCGCAACGAUGCUCGACAGUUCCGCUUCUGUCGCUCAAAAUGCCAUAAGAACUUUAAGAUGAAGCGUCAACCACGCAAGCUGAAAUGGACUAAGACACACCGAGCUCUGCAUGGCAAGGAGAUGAUAGUCGACUCGUCCCUGGUGCUCUCACAGUUUGCCAAGAAGCGCAACGCACCGGUGAAGUACGACAGGAACCUGGUGGAAUCAACGAUCAAGGCCAUGAAGAGAGUGGAAGAGAUCCGACAGCGAAGAGAGAGGGUAUAUACGAAGAGACGGCUGGCAGGCAAGAUUGCCAGAGACAGAAAGAGAGCCGAAGACAGAAGAGUUGUCGCGGAGGGCGAGCAUCUUAUCCGCAAGGAACUCAAGGAGAUGGCGGAGGGGACCAAGAGGCCAGAAGAUCUGCUCAACAGGAAAGUCGGCCUGCCUGUUGGCGAGGAGAAGCUGCGUGGGAAGCAAAAGACCAGGAUGUUGGUCGACGGAGGUGCGCAGGAGGAGAUGGAUCUCGACUAG